GGAAAUCUUUUCCCAACAUCAAGAACUACUUAAGCAAGAAGUAGGCAGACGUCAAACUGCAGUGAGAAUGGAGACAUCAGUGGACGAGACAAUGGACCAGGUCACACAUUAUAAUCCACUAUUCGACAUGUCGCUGAGCAAGACGGAGCACUACAGCUUCCAGCACGAUGAUCUGAAACCAGCCCCCUCCAGAAGACAGUGGAGUUUUACUGUGAUAAUUAUCUUGGUCAUCUUACAGACAGCGCUCGAUGCCUUUCUCAUUUAUAAAGUUGUGUUGAGCCCAGCAUCACAGGGGGAAGCGCCUUAUCAUGACGCCCUCAGCAACAACGACCUCGACCUCAACCUUCUUGUCCAGAACAACAGCCAAGAAGCCAAGAGCCUGAAGAGCCACUUAUGGAUUUUGCAAAAUCAGGUCAAGAGCCUGUGUGGUGAGGAAGGCCAGCUGCAAAGAUUAAGGGGCGACCUGAACUUGCUCAAUACCAGCAACCACAACCUGGAAAACAAACUAACAAACAUUAAAAUCAAAACAGGCUUACCAGGUGUAAACGGAAUACCCGGACGACCAGGUCCGAAAGGAGAGAGAGGCCCAAAAGGUGACAGCGGGGUCCCUGGCCCUUCAGGCCUGAAGGGUGGAACGGGACUCAAAGGAGAACCAGGGGCUGCUGGUGCAGUUGGUCCCACAGGUUCAGCUGGGAAUCCAGGAGCACCAGGCAAUAAGGGGGACCCAGGAGCCCCAGGCCCUCGUGGAGAAAAAGGAGACUCUGGGGUGUCUGGAACAAAAGGGAUGCCUGGACUCCCUGGUAUGCCUGGAUUUAAAGGACAGAAAGGAGACCCUGGGAGCGCUGGUCCUCAGGGACCCCCAGGUCCAAGAGGACCUGUUGGAUUUAAUGGGACUGAGGGUCCACCUGGACCGCCAGGAGAAAAGGGCGAGUCAGGAAAACAGAUCAAAGUGCGUCUGGUGCCUGGACCAAACAGAGGACGAGUGGAAGUCAUGCACAAUAACGUCUGGGGCACCAUUUGUGACGACAGCUUUGGACCUUUAGAUGGGAGAGUGAUCUGUAAGAUGCUAGGGUUCCAGACUGUCGUUAACACCUUCGGUGCUUCCCCAGGUGCCGGUAAGAUCUGGUUGGAUGAGCUGCAAUGCACAGGAGCAGAGUCGGACAUCUUUGACUGUCCACACAAUGAAGUUGGUGCUCACAACUGUAAUCAUGAUGAGGAUGUGGGAGUACUCUGUACAUAGAGGCACAAGAGAGAUUAAACUGUGCAAAAGUUAACUUUGUAGUCUUUAUGUUAGACUGAAAUGUAUCACAUUAUUUCAUGGUUUUCUUUCCAGUCGUAUCGCUUGAGUUAUACACUAUCAGACCAUAACUUUAGAGACACCAUCUUCUCGGAGUAGGUCCCACAUUAUGCAUAAACAAUCUGACCCUUAACUUAAUCUUUUUGGGUGUAUUUAGCAUUGAACAUUACACAGAUUAUGCUUUUUUUGCCUUCAAAACUUGUUUUUUUUUAUAACGUUUGACAACAAUAAUUAAAACUUCUCAAUGUUUGCUAUUGUCUAGUUAAAUGUUUUUACAUCAGGCCACAUGGCUGCUGCAUGAAUAAAUCGACGUGUUACUCUAA
Messenger RNA from Poecilia reticulata (guppy), 1620 nucleotides. RefSeq names its product macrophage receptor with collagenous structure (gene marco). Gene Ontology annotation, cellular component: membrane. The record is from RefSeq and is a predicted model, not a curated record. NCBI's taxonomy places the organism in Eukaryota, Metazoa, Chordata, Actinopteri, Cyprinodontiformes, Poeciliidae.